Molecule: messenger RNA, 816 nt
Organism: Clavispora lusitaniae ATCC 42720
Lineage: Eukaryota; Fungi; Ascomycota; Pichiomycetes; Serinales; Metschnikowiaceae
Gene: GCN4
Product: amino acid starvation-responsive transcription factor
Biological process (GO): positive regulation of cellular response to amino acid starvation
Cellular component (GO): transcription regulator complex
Molecular function (GO): RNA polymerase II cis-regulatory region sequence-specific DNA binding; DNA-binding transcription factor activity, RNA polymerase II-specific
Source: RefSeq, a predicted model, not a curated record
AUGUCUGCUCCUAUUAUUUACAACGACUCGAUGUUGGAGUCUGAACUUCCCACCGCUUCUCCUCAUGUCAAGUUGGAGACUAUUGACGAAUUGUCCUGUCACUUGCCAACCACUGGCAUGAAGGACUCGAGCUUGUCUGUUAACCAAGACAGCUCGCCCAUUAUCGUCCACUCAGAAGUCUUGGACUCUGUUUUCUCCACCAACUUGGACGACAAUGACCAACUCUUGGGCAACACGCCAAUGUUUGACGAAUUGGACUUCACCUUGGACGGAACCAAGGUCAACUCCAAGGACGAUUGGGUUUCUUUGUUCAAGGAUGAGCCUAUUCCUGAACAUGCUGCAAGCGCUCCUUCUGUCCCUGAACAGGACGAAGACUUGCAUAACUUGUUUGCUGAAGAGUUUGAAGACACUUUCCAGUUUGCUCCAGUCAAGAGCUCAAAGCCUCAGCAGCCUGUCAAGCAACUUGAAACCCCUUCUACUCCAGCUCUCUCCACGCCUGUGAUCCGUGACACUCUUGCCGUGGACUCUGCUAACAGAGUCUCCAAGAAGGCCAAGGUUGAUCACUUGGGCUGUGUGUCGUACUCCAAGAAGCAACGGAGCCAACCAUUGAAGCCCGUUGCUGUUCACUCGGAAGAUCCUGUUCUCUUGAAGCGUGCUCGUAACACUGAAGCGGCACGUCGUUCGAGAGCCAGAAAGAUGGAAAGAAUGAACCAAUUGGAGGCCAAGGUUGAAGAGUUGUUGGAAGGCAAGAAAGAGUUGGCCGAUGAAGUGAACAGAUUGAAGAACAUUUUGUCUGCUCACAACAUCCCAUUCUAA